ACAACCCGACACCCAAACCAAGCCCACGCUCGCCGAGUUGCUUGUGUCUCCGCCGCCGCCGACGACGAGCACACCCGCAGGCGCAGAUCUGAGAUUGAGUGAGUGUGUGAGAGAGAAAUCGGUGGAUAUGGCCGGGAGGCUGACUGCGAUGGGAUCCCGCAUCAUGGGCGGCCACGGCGCAGCCGCACGGGCCGCGGCCUCCGCUCUCCGCAACCGCGCCGGCAUGGGCCUCCCCGCCGGCAGGCACAUCGUCCCCGACAAGCCCCUGCCUGUGAACGACGAGCUGGUGUGGGACAAUGGCACACCCUUCCCUGAGCCCUGCGUCGACCGCCUCGCGCCGCACAUCGGCAAGUACGAGGCUUUGGCGUGGCUGUGUGGAGGUCUGAGCUUCUUCGCCGCUCUCGGCCUGGCCGCUGUUGUGAAUGACAAGGCCUCCAAGAUGCCAUAUACACCAAAAGUCUACCCGUACGACAAUUUGAGAGUGGAACUUGGUGACAGAUCAUAAAAUAUUUCCCCCCACCUUUUCAAGUGUUGCGAGGAACUGAACUCAGCACGCCUCCUUCCAUUGGAGAAAACAGGGAAAUCUUGCUGUUUAUGAUGGUGUUUGUUGUUGUUUGCCAUGUUACAAACAUUGGUCUUGUGGUCCGAAUCGAGAUAAUCGAUCCCAGUCAUUCCAUAUCUAUGCAAUGAUCCAUGUAAUAAACAAUUGGGCAUCCUGUUGAUUUCAGAUCAAUUGACGAUGGAACUCUUUGGACUUCUUUUCAAGCUACUUUCAAUCAUAUUCUGUUUUCAUAA
Messenger RNA from Hordeum vulgare subsp. vulgare (domesticated barley), 795 nucleotides. RefSeq names its product NADH dehydrogenase [ubiquinone] 1 beta subcomplex subunit 8, mitochondrial. Lineage: Eukaryota; Viridiplantae; Streptophyta; Magnoliopsida; Poales; Poaceae. The record is from RefSeq and is a predicted model, not a curated record. The transcript has 4 exons. The coding region runs from base 128 to 505 and encodes 125 amino acids.